Molecule: messenger RNA, 984 nt
Organism: Mucor velutinosus
Lineage: Eukaryota; Fungi; Mucoromycota; Mucoromycetes; Mucorales; Mucoraceae
Exons: 6
Coding region: 1-984 (327 amino acids)
Source: RefSeq, a predicted model, not a curated record
AUGGGCCAGGAACAGUCCAAUACGGUGGGAGCAAAAAACCCUCCUUCACUGACACCAAGUACUUCUACCUCCACAAAUUUACGUUCACUAUAUGAUAUAGCUUAUCAACAACAGCAAAGCGACGACAACGAGGUUGAGAAUAAUUCGAUUAUAGGAGAGGACGAAGCCGAGGUGGAAGAGGGCAUUAUCCAGGUCGUAAGAGGACCUGAAAAUAUUGAAGAAGACGAAGAGCUGGCACUAUUGAAGAAAAUGCAGAAAUUUGAGCCUUUUAUCAAGGAGCAAGACAAGGGAUUUAGCAUUGAACAUUUAUUGGGCUUGAAAUCAAAAGAUUCUAAAUCAAAAGAGCCCAUCAAGGAAGUGCAAGCCAUAUCUGAUCCAUUUCUGGAUAUCUUCUUUGGAUUACAGGCUCAUAUUAAAGAACAAAUGUCGCACAUCAAUCUAGAGCAACGCAUCUUGAUGAAGCGCAUUGCUUACGUCGACGAGUUGAGCACAACAUCAGCGCAGACAAUGAAGGCUGCAUUCAAUCAAGCUAAACUAGCAGCCGAUAAAGUAUCUGAAGCUGCCAUUAUCAAGGAGCAAGCAGAAAAGGCUCGAAAUUGCAUGAUAGACAUUUUCAAGGCGUUAAGCAAGCUGGAACAGAACCUGGAUCCAGAAGAUAGAAUAUUAGCAACCAAGGAUAUCAAUUCAAAAUGGCCCAUAUUAAACCAGUUGCGAACCAGAGUAUCCAAAUCAGCCGACAUGCCCUUGCUCGAGCGAUACAUUAGCAGCACUAGUGACAUGACAACUGUGGGUACAUCUACAUCUCCCUUAAUCGAAAAGGUCAUUGUAACAAGGGAACCGGUAAUGGCUGAUGACCCACAUAUUCAAAAUGACCCAUUAAAGAUGGAGUCCACAUCUACAUCCUCUUUGGCUUUAAACAGAUUACGAGGAUUAUCCUCGAAAUCCAUCACUAAAAUCUCGUCUCCCUCUCAUAAUGAAACCUAA